Ostrea edulis (European flat oyster) is the source of this 1994-nucleotide messenger RNA. RefSeq lists its product as uncharacterized. Gene Ontology annotation, molecular function: peptidyl-prolyl cis-trans isomerase activity. The record is from RefSeq and is a predicted model, not a curated record. The transcript has 3 exons. NCBI's taxonomy places the organism in Eukaryota, Metazoa, Mollusca, Bivalvia, Ostreida, Ostreidae. Gene Ontology annotation, biological process: protein peptidyl-prolyl isomerization. Bases 160 to 516 code for a protein of 118 amino acids.
CAAUCAGAUUAAAGAACCGUAGGGCGACACGUGUAUUAUCCCUUGGGCUAUGAAUUCGUCAAACCAUCUUAUCUCUACGGAAUUGCCACGUUGAACAAUAGCCAUAUAUAUCUGUUUAUACACCUGACAUUACGUCUUAAAUUUACUCUAACUCACAAGAUGGCGAAUUUAACGCUACUGUGCAUCGCCUCCUUUUUGGUUGUCCUUGUGGCAAGUGAGGAAGGAGAACUGAAAAUAGAAGUUUUGAAGAAAGCAGAUAAUGAUGACUGUAAAAAAAGCAAGAGACUAGACAUGCUAAGCAUGCAUUAUGUAGGGACUUUGGAAGAUGGUACCAAGUUUGACGCUAGUGCUGACCAUGGGCAACCUUUUUCUUUCCAACUGGGUAUUGGACAGGUCAUCAAAGGCUGGGACCAGGGUUUGCUGGACAUGUGUAUCGGAGAAAAGAGAAAACUAACCAUCCCCUCUCACCUGGGAUAUGGUGAGCAGGGAGCAGGUAUGUCACCAAAACAAUUUUGAAUUAGCUUUAUCAUUCUGAAACAAAUACAGAAUUUUUUUGGUUCCAUUGUUAUUAGAAUCACCAAUAUAAAAAUACAAUAUUGUGUUAAUGCUAAUUACGAAUAUAUUUUGACAAAUGACAAAUUAUUUUGAAAUUUUCAAAUAUAUUGAUUUUAUUUUAUUUUUUUAAGUUUUUAAAAAAAAAAUUGUCCAAAUGACUGUGUGCCUAAAUAUGGUUAUUUUCUUUUUAGGUUUCAGAGUUUAUUUUACAAGAGUUAAAAAGGGCAUUUAAAAGUGAUGAUGUAGAUAAAAGCAAUGGACAGCACAAAGACCUCCUCCAGAAUGUUUUUGAAAAAGAAGAUCAAAAUAAUGACGGGUUCAUCUCUAAAGAGGAGUUCACAGGUCCUACACAUGAUGAACUCUGAAUUUCUAUUGUAAUCUUUGCAAAUAAGAUUUAGGAUGCUGAUACCAGCGAUACUAUCAAGUGAAUUUUUUUUUCCAGCAACAUAUCAAUAUAUGGAUUCUUUUUUUUUUUUCUUUUUUUUUUCCUUUCCGAUAUAGGUGUUGAAAAAUUGUAGUGGCGCCAUUUUAUAGAGCUGUUACUGUUUAUCAUUUGAGAGAGAGCGAGAGGUGGAAUGUUUUCAUUGGUGCUGGGAAAUAAAAUCCUUUUACUCCACAGGAUAAUGUUUCAUUAGCAUGGACUUUAAUUUUUUUAAUUGAUAUAAAUGGUUUGGUAUUGGUUAAAGCUUGUAUUUGGCAUAUUACGACAGAUCUCAUUACACCUUGUGGACUUGUCACGACAGACCUAUGGAUUCCCUGUCGAUAACAAAAGCGAAGAACACCUAAAAGUAGUGGAUGGAAUAUUUUACUGGGAAGAUUCCGAUAAGGAUGGGUUCAUUACUCACGAGGAAUUCACUGGACCAAAGCACGAUGAACUUUGAUUUUAUUUUUCUAUUUUUCUAAAUUUGUCAUAUUUUCCUCAACUACCCAUUACCCAUAAAAUUCACUCCAGCAUUAUAUACAGAUAUUAUUUAAUUGCUUUAUUUAUUGAAAAUUAUCAUUUAAAAAAUUAUUAUUUUUUUAAGUAUUUUUAUUUUUCUUGCAUGUUCAUAUCAUAAUUUCACAUUCUUGUGAUAAAUGAAGUGACUUUACAUUCCCAAUUUGAUAUUUAUUUUUAAGGAAUGUACAAAAUGUAUAAGUAAUAUAUAUAUAUAUAUAUAUAUUUAUUUAUAUAUAGCGACCAAAGUGAUUUGAUUUGUGGACAUUAUAUAGUGGUAUAUGUGUAUUUGAUUGUUGAUAGAUAGGUGAUAAGGAGAACAUAGCUGGUUUGUGGUUUACAGUGCCUUUGAAUUUGGUAUAUUAGUGGUAAAGAGUGGAUGCAUUGGCAUGUAAACAAGGAAGAGGUGAACUUUAUUUUGAAAGAGCUUGAUAUGUAGCAUGAUGUAGUGCACGAAUGUAAUAAUUAUUCAAAAAUAAUUAUUAAAAAAAGGAAAAAAUAA